CAACAAAAUACUCGGAUAAAAAUGUUCAGUUUACUUAAUCGUUACCAGCUUCACGCACCACACACACCCUGAUCGACACCAUGCGUUCUCUGAUUUCAUUGGCUUUCCUGCUGGUAGCAGCCUUAUCAGUAGUCAGUGCAACAUGGGGAGGAGGAUGGAAGAGCUUCGGAGGACAUAAGUCCCACGGCUGGUCAUCCUACAGUCCCUCGUACAGCUCCUACAGUCCCUCCUACAGCUCAUACAGCCACUACCCGUCUUACAAAUCGUACUCCUCAGGAUGGUCACCAUCGUACAAAUCCUACUCAUCUGGCUGGUCUCCAUCUUACAAAUCCUACAGCAGCAGCUACUACCCAUCAUACAAGUCCCAUAGUUACCCAUCUUACAAGUCUUACAGUUCCUACAGCCCGUCUUACUCAUACGGUGGUGGAUACGGUUACGGAGGAGGUCACUCCUACGGAAGCUCUUACGGAAGCUCUUACGGUCACGGGUACAGCAGCUACCCUUCAUACAAAUCGUACAGUUAUCCCUCUUACAAAUCGUAUUCCUCUGGAUGGUCUCCAUCGUACAAAUCUUACUCUUCUGGCUGGUCCCCAUCGUACAAAUCUUACUCAUCUGGCUGGUCUCCCUCUUACAAAAGUUACGGAAGUGGAUGGUGGUAAAAGUUACCUGAUUGUUUUAUUUGUGUUCAAACCAGAAUUUCUGAAGGGAUAUUGAAAGAAAUUAAUUUCAAGCGCAGCUGAAUUAACAGGAAAAGAGUGAGAGUCAGUGCAGUUGCAUCGAUUGUAAACUGGAGAUGAGAGCGCAUGAAAAGUGUGGCACGAGCAGUAUUCAACUCCAUUUUUCUCCAGUUUGCUUUGGCAUAAAGUGCGAAAAAAUGUGAUUUCGUCGAUCAAGUUUUGUUUGUUAUUUUCUUAAGCGAUCUUAGAAUCGAAAAUGUCAAUUUAAAAAGAAAAAAACUAAUUUGCUCAAGUCAGGUGCAAAAUCGAUUCGAACUUGUUUUGCCCGAGGCUCAAUGAUUACCAAGUUUACCAAUUUAUGUUGUACCAUUUACAUGUUUUGAUUGUAUAUUUGUAAGAAACUUUACCUUUUUAUACCUCAUAUUUUGAAAAGUACAAAAUAUACUUACGAAUAAAAAAGGAA
Messenger RNA from Bemisia tabaci, 1140 nucleotides. RefSeq lists its product as uncharacterized. The record is from RefSeq and is a predicted model, not a curated record. Lineage: Eukaryota; Metazoa; Arthropoda; Insecta; Hemiptera; Aleyrodidae.